AUAUCCGCAGUAGUCUUGGUUCAUACCAAUUACCAUAGAUAAAGAAUGAAAACAAACACCCAUAAGUGUCUGUAAGCAACGAAGGUCGAAAAUUCUAUAUGUACUAAGGAACCAGAAGAUUCAACGAUGUUGCACGUAGUUUGUAACCACUUCCCCCAAAAGCCAAGUAAGGCCAAUGAAAACAGUUGGUACAGACCACCGGCGCCGCAUUUUCAGAUACUCACCUACUCAUCCUCACAUCGAGGGGCAAGGUUUACUUCAAUUCAAUAACCGGUCGACACACCCAAUGCAGCGGGAUGGUUUUGUCUCUUGACUGUCUUCCCGAAGAGAUACUCCACACUAUUCUAUGCUACUGCCAUCCCAGUUCCGCGGCUGCACUACAACGAACAGCCCAUCGAUUCAAAUAUGUUACCAAUGAACCCCUGCUUUGGCGGUUCUACUGCCAGGCACACUUCAAGCACUGGGAUAGCAAGCAUGAUAUAUCACGAAAACUCUCAGCACCUACCCGUGCCAUUGACUGGAAGACUUUAUACGUAUCCAGACACCAGAUCGACUGCAUAACUAGUCAUCUCCUGGAUAGCAUACUUGCAGGGCAAACUGGGAGAAUCGAAAAGUUCCGAACAAUUGUCGACUUCGGAUAUGAUAUUAAAGACACACUCAUAAGGAACAUUACAUCAGAUCUCGAGACAGAUGACUGUCUAGCAAGAAGGUACUAUGCCAAGGCGCUUCUGACUUGCCUACACCGGCGUAUUGCGUUACCAGUAUGGGCGAGGCUAAGGAACGGUGAAAAUGUGACCCUGGAACAAGCAUUGGGCGCCUUUGACCUUUUCAUUCCAGAAAGCGGAUAUGGAAGUCUCGACGAAAUAACAAACAAACUCGACGAGAUCGUUGGGCGGCUUUCGUCGUCUUAUGCCAACAUUAACAUGUUUACAUCCCGCGAGAAGGCGAGAGCGGUCGCGGUAUAUCUGAGGUCAAACAACCUGAUGGGUAUCCAACCGGAGCGGGAAUACCAUUGCCUAGAGCACAACUUCCUUGGGCUUGCACUGAACGACCCGCACCACAAUUCACUCCCCCUAGUGUCUGCGGUAAUAUAUUGCCACGUUGCACAGAGACUUGGUUUAAAUGCCCGACCUUGUGGGUUCCCUUUCCACGUGCAUGUCAUAGUCAAACCGCCACCAGGGUUCGAUGUGGAUGGCAAUGUACUCGGGCUCGACGCUUACGGAGAUCCUAUCUAUAUGGACCCAUUUCGCUCGGACAGGGAGACACCAGUCACAAACCUACGGAAUCAGCUGAACUAUCUAGGUGCGUCUACCUCAGAGCAAUUGACCUUCCUCGGUGAAUCUCGGAUCUCGGAAAUUGUUCUACGAUGUAGCAAGAAUAUCCUGAAUUCGAUCCAGCGUGUGUCACAGUUUCAAGGCGCAAAUCUGGUACAGGUGGAUGCCUUCAGUGCGAAGUAUGCCGCUCUUUGGUCGACAAUGCUUCUUUCCGAUCCUUCCCGGCCGGCGGAGUUCCGACCUUAUCUACCCUGGUUGAUGGAGCUGUUCGCGACGGAGUUCCCAUCAGAUAUUUAUCUCAUCGAACAGUAUGUAGCUCCGAUGUUUCGUGGGCUGCUCGAAUAUGAGCAUAUCCUAGAAAGCCUCCACGUCAUGCGAGCAGUGGAUGAAAUCCCCAAACAAGUGAAGAGGCGCUGUUCAAGCCCAUGUAAUGUGAAUUACCACGUCGGCCAGGUUUUCCGGCAUCGUCGCUAUGAUUACAAAGCUAUCAUAACUGGCUGGGACACCGAAUGCGACGCUGGCGAACAAUGGAUGAGGAGGAUGGGGGUAGAUCGCCUGCAGGGCGGUAGACACCAAAGCUUCUACCACGUUCUUGUCGAGGAUAGAAGCGUGCGGUAUGUAGCAGAGGAGAAUAUUGAGCUUAUAGCUCCUCAUAUCUCUGAGUUACCUCAAACCCUGACUGCAGUAGCAGGGAGGCAUUUCAAGCGAUGGGAUGAGGAAACUCGGUCCUUUGUGAGCAACAUCAAAGAUGAGUAUCCUGAUGACUGAAUGUUAUAUAUGUGUACUUUGCUGUGUAGCUUUUUCAAAUUAUGAUAUAGAUUAAAAACCAUUCUUAAUCUGAAUCUGUAUGGCAAAUCACAAACUUAUACUCAUCUUCUGCAGCUAAAUUAUAU
Aspergillus alliaceus is the source of this 2167-nucleotide messenger RNA. RefSeq names its product Hemimethylated DNA-binding protein YccV like-domain-containing protein. The transcript has 4 exons. NCBI's taxonomy places the organism in Eukaryota, Fungi, Ascomycota, Eurotiomycetes, Eurotiales, Aspergillaceae. Gene Ontology annotation, molecular function: protein binding; DNA binding. The record is from RefSeq and is a predicted model, not a curated record. The coding region runs from base 297 to 2042 and encodes 581 amino acids.